Danio aesculapii is the source of this 856-nucleotide messenger RNA. RefSeq names its product Thy-1 cell surface antigen (gene thy1). The transcript is spliced from 4 exons. Lineage: Eukaryota; Metazoa; Chordata; Actinopteri; Cypriniformes; Danionidae. The record is from RefSeq and is a predicted model, not a curated record. Bases 133 to 597 code for a protein of 154 amino acids.
UGGGCGUGCAGCCUCCCCUUACUUAAUCUCUGUCUUCCUGAAGGGAUCAUUACUGAGGGUCUUGUGUCUAUAGCGCAUCAACAGCAUCCUUGAGCAAAGAAAGAUAAGGUUUUGCUGUGCACCGUGAUCAGGAUGUUGUGCUACACCGCCUUUGCCACUCUCUUUUUAUUUGGUGUUGUUUCUGCCCAGACAUCCCUUAGGAUUACAUCCUGCUUGACUAAAGACCAAAACCUGCAAAUGUCCUGCACCUUCACUCCAGCUACAGACCCCAAGCUCUCAAAAACAUGCUACUACAUGACCGACAAUAAAUUGAUUGGCAGUACCAAUGCCAGCAGCACACCAGACAGCAUGUACAGAAACCGUGCCAAUGUCACCAUUACUGAUAACAAGUGUGACCUGUAUUUGAAGGGUUUACCAGAUAGCAAACCUGCAAACUACACUUGCUUCAUCAGACAGACUGCCACACCGGUGUCAGUCAUACAAAUUGUGGACAAGAGUAAGCUUCAGGCCUGUUCAGCGUGGAGUGUUUUGCAGCACAGUGGAGUAGCGCUCCUGUUAGCCUUCCUCACUGUCCCACUGUUGUCAGAGCUUCUGUGAGCAUGAAUUGGAUAUCCUGAAAUAACUCUCCCAUAAAGCCAACUUAUCAAUUCUCUAUCUUGCAGAAGUUUCAUAAUUCUGAAAUCAGGGUCUUCAGACUGCUUUUAAUUUCAGUAUGUGUACACUGGUUCUGGUUGUGCUGAUGUCAGACACUGUUAUAUCAUGCAUGUCUCUUAACAUGUGCUGUUGUAAAUGUAAACCAAAUGCUUGGCAUUGUUUUAAUUAUAUUAUUCUGAAAUAAAAUUUUGUUGUACUCCAA